Messenger RNA from Aspergillus bombycis, 1092 nucleotides. RefSeq names its product phosphatidylserine decarboxylase. Bases 1 to 1092 code for a protein of 363 amino acids. Gene Ontology annotation, biological process: phospholipid biosynthetic process. Gene Ontology annotation, molecular function: phosphatidylserine decarboxylase activity. The record is from RefSeq and is a predicted model, not a curated record. Lineage: Eukaryota; Fungi; Ascomycota; Eurotiomycetes; Eurotiales; Aspergillaceae. The transcript has 2 exons.
AUGUAUAUUUCGCUAGAAGAUCAAUUGAACCCCGCAUAUGAAGUCGCCAUCCAGCCGCACUUUCGCCAGACCGCCUGCGUGACUUUUGCAAGGGUAUACUUGCCAUACUCGCCUGACGGCAACGGCUAUGUAUACAUUACCCCGCCGAAGGCUUGCUCAGUUUCCUGGAUACUAGUUGACCUGCCCGUUCGGAGGCUUCAUUUGAAUGCUGCGAAUGAUGUCCGCGUCAUCUUCUGCUGGGUUGAUGUGAUUACGGUCAGUUUGAGCAUGCCGGUGAUAACAUUUGAAUACGAGAAAUUACGCCAACAAGGCUUGUUCUUGGGCACACCUCAUUCCGCUGCCGCCGUGUACUCUUUCUACAGAAACGAAAAGUAUAACCAGGAGGCGGGUCUCUGGGCGGAACCCAAGUCCGGGUGGGUGUCGUUCAAUCACCGGUUCGCUCGGGAGUGGAAGGAUAUCGACACGGCUCGUCCGCUCGCGGGGCCGAAUGACGAUAAGGUCGUUGUCAGUGUAGCCGACUCCAAGUUCAACGGGAGUUGGGAUAUCGUGGACGGUAGCGUUACCAUUGUCGGCAUCGAUGCCAAGGGAGUGGAAUGGCCGAUUGUGAAAUUGCUGCAAACCACGAUUAUCGAUUACCACAACGGGACGUUCAUGCAUGCUUUCCUAGGCCCUACUGACUACCACCGUCAACAUGCGCCCGUGAGCGGUGAGAUCAUCGAGGUCACGAAUAUCCAGGACCAGGUCUACCUCCAGGUUGCCACCAAGAAUGGUCACCUGUCCGGCGACCGGAGGCUGGUCCGGAACCCGCAUAUGAUCACGAGACGCAGAGAAAAGCUCAAGGGUGGUGAUGACUUUUACGAUCUGAAUGCUCCGGACAAUGCCGGGUAUCAAUGGUGUCAGACCCGUGUCUUCCGUGGUGAUGACAGUGAAGAAAGGCGAUCAUGUCAAGAAGGGCGCGACAACAUCUCGGAUUUCCAAUUUGGGGGUUCGGACGUGGUUGUCGUCUUCGAGAAGAAGGUCACGUUCAAGUCCGGUCUGAAGCCGGGUGAGACGAAAUUGAACGUGAGGUCGGAAUUGGCGAGGUUUCAGUGA